UAUAAAAAUGCAGAAGGAUCCGGAUUGUGUGUACACGGUGUACGUAAGAACCAGCAAUAAAAUAAAAGGUGGGACCGACUCAAUCAUUAGCUUAACUCUCUACGAUGAAAACAACAACUGGGUCAUGAUUGACAAUCUGGAGUCAUGGGGCGGGUUAAUGGGACCCGGAUCCGACUACUUCGAGAGGGGCAAUUUGGACAUUUUCAGCGGGCGGGGCCCGUGUUUGUACGGCCCGGUUUGUGCAAUGAACCUCACAUCUGACGGGUCGGGUUUCGGUCAUGGGUGGUAUUGUAAUUAUGUGGAGGUGACUACUGCUGGGGUCCACAAGGCGUGCACGCAGCAGAAGUUCAAUGUGGAGCAGUGGUUGGCUACUGAUACGUCGCCGUAUCAGCUUACUGCGAUUAGGAACUAUUGUUCGUCGGAUGAUUAUGGGGAAUUUAUCAACGGUUCAGAUUUGUCAGUGGGUUCUGUGUUGUAA
Molecule: messenger RNA, 478 nt
Organism: Erythranthe guttata (spotted monkey flower)
Lineage: Eukaryota; Viridiplantae; Streptophyta; Magnoliopsida; Lamiales; Phrymaceae
Gene: PLAT3
Product: Lipase/lipooxygenase, PLAT/LH2 family protein
Molecular function (GO): protein binding
Source: RefSeq, a predicted model, not a curated record